GCUUGGAGCUUACCGAACAAACAGCAACCGCUUAUAUGGUGUUGUGUGGUGGGGUCGGCAGCAUCUCCGCCACUUAUCUUCCUACAUAAUCCUUUUUGUCUCCACGCGCCACCGAUGUGCGAGCAAGCCAUUCAAAAUUUCUUCCUUGUUGCUGCAUACAGAAAGCAAAGGCCAAAUUGAACAAGGAGGUCGCCCACUAAUUAACGUCAGUUUCGUGUCUUGUCGAGACGCCGGUGACGAAGUUAAUACGACAAACGUCUCUGUGUUCAAGAUAACCACUCAAAACGUCAGAUUUGCAAUAUCUUAAUCUCCUUAGAAACCUCGAAAUUGAAAGAGCAACUGAAGCUGUUUAGGUUUUCGGAUUGUGGGAUUUUGUGGUUAUGAUCUAAGGUGUGAUGGAGGAAUGAUGACAUUCAAAAGUUCUGUUAUGGAGUUUUGUUAAAGCUAAACUUAUGCUACUAAAGUUAUGGAGACACAACACGCGUUAUCCAUUCAGAGAUCAAGUCCAACACAACUUAGCAACCAUGGAACAACCAGAGCUCUAUCAUCAUCUUUCCCUGUUCAUCAUACCACUUUGGAAGAGAAGCAUCCCAAAUUGUUGGACUCUCAACUGUCUUCAACUAAUGGUACUGUUGGUCACAUUUUUUCAUCGUCUUCAGGGAUGUCUUCAGAUCUUCACUUCUCUUCCAUUUCUCCUAACGAAACUUGUUCGAAAAAAGCCCCUUUCAUUACUCAAUCCUCAGGAGUUCUUCGCUCCACUGCUUUCCGCCAGUAUAUGAAAGAAAACAACACGAGUUCUUGGUCUACAGAUUCACUAUCAGAUUUUCUUGAAUACCCUGAAAGUAGCCCUAUUGAGCCAACUAAUUUACAACCCACUCCCACUGAAAAUGGUUCUUGUGACCUGCCACCUGAGGAUUUUGCCAAACCAAAUGAUUGGCAGGAUUGGGCUGACCAGCUAAUCACAGAAGAUGAUGCUGCAACCCCAAAUUGGAAUGAUAUUCUAGUUGAUACAGAGCCAAAGCUGGAACUUCCUGUGGGGGGAUCAUCCACAAAGUCAAUGGAAGUCAAAAAGAUGGUUCCUGCAUCACCUGGAGAGUUAUGCAGCCCAAUGACACCAUCAUCAUGUGGGGGUGGGUCCCACUCCCAAUCCCAAAACAAGCCAAGAAUGCGUUGGACACCAGAACUCCAUGAAGCAUUCGUGGAGGCAGUUAACAAGCUGGGUGGAAGUGAAAGAGCUACCCCCAAGGGAGUAUUGAAACAAAUGAAAGUUGAAGGCUUAACCAUCUAUCAUGUAAAAAGUCAUCUACAGAAAUACCGAACAGCUAGAUACAAACCUGAACCUUCAUCAGAAGGACCUUCAGAGAAAAAGCCUACUUCAAUGCAAGAUUUACCAUCCUUGGAUUUGAAAGCGAGUUUGGAGAUGACGGAAGCAUUACGAUUACAGGUGGAAGUUCAAAAAAGGCUACACGAACAACUGGAGAUUCAAAGAAACCUACAGAUGAGAAUAGAAGAACAAGGGAAGUACCUCCAAAUGAUCUUUGAGAAGCAAUGCAAGUUCGGCAUUGACAACCUCAAAUCUUCAUCAUCCACCCACACCCCCGAAAAAUCAGAAACCGAAUUAUUGACCAAUGAGAUUUCAAGUUCUCCGGUUUUAACAGAACCGGAAACGGAACGGGACCCGGUUAAAGUUGGAUCACCAUCAAGCAAGGUAGAAGUGGACCCCUUGGAAUCACAACCUGCAAAACGUGCUAAAUUAAACGACUCGUCGUCAUAAGAGCCGUAACAUACUGUAAAUACAUGUACCAUCACUUGCUUUUGGAUUAUGAACUUCAUUAGUAGGUUGCGUCUGGACAAACUUUCUUUCUAGGGCUAUUUGCGAUGAUGGGAUGAGGAGGAGGGCUUUUAUGUUGCCAUCUUUUUCUAUGUCAGUGAGUGGAAUUAGAAAUCGUAGUUUUUGAACCAUUGUUAUGAGUCUCUGUGUAAUGCAUGCCAAAUGCAUAUCAUGUUGUCGUGUCUAACGCUAAAGUGGCGAUAUUCUUAAUUCUUGUGCAGUUUUGGUGUAUUAUUGAAGCGAAGGUAGCUAGGUACAAGUAUUAAGUUUCAUCCUGUAGACACCGUAUGUUGUUUGCCAAAACUGCACCUUGACUAUCUUUAGUUCUGUUGUAAAUAUGUAUCGGAUUUGCAAUUUUUUUUUGUUUUUGCGGUGA
Messenger RNA from Lactuca sativa (garden lettuce), 2207 nucleotides. Its product is annotated as protein PHOSPHATE STARVATION RESPONSE 1. Gene Ontology annotation, molecular function: DNA binding; DNA-binding transcription factor activity. Lineage: Eukaryota; Viridiplantae; Streptophyta; Magnoliopsida; Asterales; Asteraceae. The record is from RefSeq and is a predicted model, not a curated record.